Messenger RNA from Capronia coronata CBS 617.96, 3504 nucleotides. RefSeq lists its product as uncharacterized. Lineage: Eukaryota; Fungi; Ascomycota; Eurotiomycetes; Chaetothyriales; Herpotrichiellaceae. The coding region runs from base 1 to 3504 and encodes 1167 amino acids. Gene Ontology annotation, molecular function: nucleic acid binding; ATP binding; hydrolase activity, acting on acid anhydrides, in phosphorus-containing anhydrides. The transcript has a single exon. The record is from RefSeq and is a predicted model, not a curated record.
AUGGACGUCGACGUGCGCCCCAGGAAGAAGAGGCGCUUCUUCGUCGAUGAUCCUGAAGAUGUCGCCGACCCCCGAGUGUCGACCUCUUCCGCCCCUGCCUCCAGUAGACCAAUCUCCGCAACCUCGUCGACAGGAGAAGAACGCCAGAAGUCCAGCCAAACGGAUCUCGAUGGUACAGGGGCCAUACUCGAUGGAGAUAGUACCCUAAGGUUCGAUGCGGACACAUUCCGAACAUUCGUUGGUGAAGAUGUCAAUCAAGAUGUAGUGAACACAGUCCAGAGUGUCGCGCAUGGAGAUAUGGAACGAGCUAUCAACAUGUACCUUGACGGAUCCUGGAAGAACCCCGUGGUUGCGAGAUCGUCGAUACAACAAUCACUGCCUUCAAAGGGUGUGGAUGUGUGGCUCACCAACUCCGAGAAGAACCGCAGCCCGCCUAGCGCCCUUGAGCCCUCGACCGAGACAGAUGGCAGUCCAAAAACACCCCUGCUGCACUCGAUGCCAGCCGAACGAUAUGUCGGUUCGUUUGGCGUUGCAGCAUGGAUGACAAAAAGCGGAACCAACCUGUUGGCUCAUGGCGAAGCCGUCCGGAUAGAAAGAUCCAGGAUCACGCCGCGGACCAAACUUGGAAGAGGUGGAAAGCUGGUGCCGAUAGUCGGGAGAAAUCAAAAGGCGGAUGUGAUCACACGGUUCACAAAUUCUAAAGGCGAGGAGCUGGGUCGUCUUCCCGAAGAAACCGCCGCCUGGGUGUCGCCGUUGAUAGACCAGAAAGUCUGCCGGUUCGAGGGCACAUGCGUGUAUGCGCCUGACCGCGUUCGAGUGAAUGAUACGGUCUACCUGCAACUGCAUGCUUUUUUCCUCAAGACUGCAUUUGAAGCCAGUGCGUUCGUCAAACCAAAGGACGACAACCGAGCUACCGGGUUCUUCGAAGAGAAAGAGAGCAGUGAAGAAAAGGAUCUGCGUCUUCGACAGGUUGCCCUCAUCAAACUCUUCGAAGAAGUCAACCUCAAUCCGACGUCGACAAAUGAAACCACUGCAAAACACAAAAAGCAAGGACUGUUGAGAGCGGCAGAGAUGGCCGAGCAGUACGACAAAGAGAAGGAUCCUCCGAAAGGAAAGGCGGCUCCAUCGACUCCAAAUUCCGAGGACGAGGAAGGAGAAGAGUUGGAAGAAGAUCAAUUGGACACGCUGUAUCAGAAAGCACAGUCCUUCGACUUCAAUACGCCUGAAGCUGAGCCCGCGUCGACAUUUGCUCUUGACCUCCGAAAGUACCAGAAGCAGGCGUUGCACUGGAUGCUCUCGAAGGAGAGAGACGAGUCAUCCAACAAGCAGCAGUCCAUGCACCCGCUCUGGGAAGAAUACGUUUGGCCUACCAAGGAUGCAAAUGACUUACCUCUUCCCAAUGUCGAAGGUCAAGACAAGUUCUACGUCAACCUCUAUUCAGGAGAAAUCAGCCUUGAAUUUCCAGUGCAGGAACAGCACUGUCUUGGAGGAAUUUUGGCUGAUGAGAUGGGGUUGGGCAAGACGAUCGAGAUCUACAGUCUCAUCCACUCGAACCGCUCAGAUAUUGAUCUUCAGACGGCAGACAAGUCUGUCACAUCCGUCAACAACCUACCUCGUCUGCCACAGUCAUCAACGUCCGUUGAGCCGGCGCCAUGUACGACUCUGGUUGUCGCCCCCAUGUCGUUGUUAGCACAGUGGGAGAGCGAGGCGGUGAAGUGCUCCACGCCGGGGUCUCUUCGAACGAUGGUGUAUUAUGGCAGCGAGAAGUCUGCAAACCUGCAAGUCCUAUGCUCAGCCGCAAAUGCAGCUUCAGCUCCCAAUGUCAUUAUCACGAGUUAUGGCACGAUUCUGUCGGAGUUUGGACAGAUCACUGCCGCAGGUGGUGAUCGUGGCUCUCUCGGCGGGCUCUUCUCUGUGGAAUUCCACCGGGUGAUCCUUGACGAAGCUCAUACGAUCAAAAACAGACAAGCAAAGACAUCAAAAGCAUGCUACGAACUCAAAGCCAAGCAUCGCUGGGUCUUGACUGGUACACCUAUCGUGAAUAGGUUGGAAGACCUGUUCAGCUUGGUCCGCUUCCUCAAAGUCGAGCCCUGGAGCAAUUUCUCGUUCUGGAAGACGUUCAUCACCGUGCCCUUUGAAUCCAAGGAAAUUGCCCGGGCACUCAACGUUGUGCAAACAGUGUUGGAACCGUUGGUUCUCCGACGGACAAAAGACAUGAAAACUCCGGAUGGCGAGGCUCUCGUACCAUUACCUCCCAAGACCAUCACGGUGGAGGAAGUUGAGCUUUCCAAAACCGAACGAGAGGUAUACGACCUCAUUUUCACCAGAGCCAAACGAGCCUUCAAUGAUUCGGUCCAAGCGGGGACGUUGCUGAAGUCCUAUACCACCAUUUUUGCCCAGAUUCUGCGGCUACGGCAGUCGUGCUGUCACCCGGUCUUGACCCGGAACAAAGACAUCGUGGCAGAUGAGGAAGAUGCCGCGGUCGCUGCUGCGGCCGAUGGCAAUGGCUUCGCUGAUGAUAUGGACCUUCAAGACCUCAUCGAGCGUUUCACCAAUGACACCCACCUGGCCGAGAGUGACAGUGCGGCAAACCGAGAUCCGAUCACGACAUUCACCACGAACGCGCUUCGUCAAAUACAGGACGAGUCCAGCGGCGAGUGUCCUCUGUGUUACGAGGAGCCGAUGUUAAAUCCCGCCGUGACGACCUGCUGGCACAGUGCAUGCAAAGAAUGUUUGGAGAAAUUCAUCUCACAUCAAAAGGACAAAGGCGAAGUGCCGCGCUGCUUUUCGUGCCGCGAGUCGAUCAACCCUCGAGACGUGUUCGAAGUGGUCAAGCACCACAGCCCAUCGGCCUCCUCCGACCCCGAGGGAGAUCUGUACUCUGCAGACGAAGUGGUCUCAAGACCGACCAAGAUCUCUCUUCGCCGGAUCCAUCCCUACUCGCCCACAGCCUCGACAUCCGCAAAGAUAGCGGCGUUGCUGAAGCACCUCACCACACUUCCGAGGGGGACAAAGUCGGUGGUGUUCUCCCAAUUCACCGCUUUCCUGGACCUGAUCGCACCGCAACUCUCCAAACACGGCCUUCACCACCUUCGAUUCGACGGGACCAUGUCGCAGAAGGUUCGUGCUCAGGUGAUCCGAGCAUUCAACGCAGACAAUGCGUCAGACCCCCAGGCACCGCAUGUCUUACUCCUCUCACUACGUGCCGGCGGUGUGGGCUUGAACUUGACCGCCGCAAGCCGGUGUUUCAUGAUGGAUCCCUGGUGGAGUUUUGCUGUCGAGGCGCAAGCCAUCGACAGGGUGCAUCGGAUGGGCCAGACGGAAAAGGUCGAAGUCGUUCGCUUCGUGACCAAGGACAGCAUUGAAGGAAGGAUGCUGCGUGUCCAGGAGAGGAAGAUGGCUGUUGCCGGCUCACUGGGGGUCGGACAAUCCGGGGCCGGUGGCGACACGGAAGAGGAGAGAAAGAAACGACGGAUCGAAGAACUGGAGAUGCUGCUCGGUUAA